GCUGACAAAAACCGUUUGAUUCCGAAACACCUUAGUUUAUCAGCACACCAAUAUGAUAAACCCAGAAGACUAUGGGGUUUAUCCAACCUCAGGAUUUCUACCAUCGAAACUACCACUUGAAAAAUUGCCUCAAGACUAUUAUAAGCCUUGGGAAACCAUCGUGUCUAACUUACCUUCAUUGAUAUUGAAUAGGAGAGUUAGGACGGUUAUCAAUAAGUUACCCCUUCUUGACACAACAUUACUUGAAAGUUUUGAACAACAAAGAAGAGCCUACCAAGUAUUGGGGUUUUUGGCUCAUGGCUACAUAUGGGGGAGUGAUGAACCCAUAAAUAAACUACCACAACAGAUUGCAAAACCAUUGCUUGAAGUAAGCGAGCCAUUGGGACUACCUCCGUUGGCCACAUACGCAGGGUUAUGUCUUUGGAACUUCAAGCAAAUUGUUCCUGACGAGUCAAAUGUAUGGGACCUUGACAAUUUAACCACUAUAAACACUUUUACGGGUGGCAUGGAUGAGAGCUGGUUCUAUUUGAUUAGUGUUCAUUUUGAAUACAAGGCAAGCUUCACAGUGAACACAGGUUUAAAGAUAUUGGAAGCCAUUGAACAAGAUGCUCCUGAACUUGUAACAAAGCACCUUCAAACUUUGGCUGAAAUGAUUGAUCACUUGGGUUCCGUGUUGAUGAGAAUGGAAGAGAUGUGUGAUCCCCAUAUCUUUUAUUUUAGGAUAAGACCAUUUUUGGCAGGUUGGAGAAAUAUGGCGGAUGCAGGCCUAGAUAAGAGUGGUGUGAUAUAUGGUAAUGAUCCGAAUCCUAAAGUAUAUGCUGGUGGCUCCAAUGCUCAAUCUUCAUCUAUCCAAUUUUUGGAUGCUUUAUUGAAUGUGAAACAUUUUCCAACAGGGCAAAGGCCCGUGCCCCACCAGAAUACGCCUUCUAAUACUCAACCACCCAGUGAGAGUAACUUUAUGAAUGAAAUGAGAGAAUAUAUGCCUAGACCACACAGGGAGUUCUUACAAAAGAUUGAAAGUAUAUCAACCAUCAGUGAAUAUGUUACCAGCCGCAGGGACCAGUACCCAGAACUCACGCUCAGCUACGAUGCUUCUCUUGCUAUGUUGAAGCUGUUCAGAGAUAAACAUAUCCAAAUUGUUACCAGAUAUAUCAUUUUGCAAGCCAAGAAGGGAAGUAAGCUAGGCUCUUCUUCAACAAUGAGAUCUGGCUUGGCAAAAUCUAGAAGCAAGAAAAAAGAGGAAGAACAACGUGGAACUGGAGGAACUGCUUUGCUUCCAUUUCUAAAACAAUGCAGAGAUGAAACAGGUGAUCCAGCUGCUGGUAAUUGGGGUAAAAGAAUCCUUAGUGAUGGUGUAAUGAGAUUGAAUUUCAGUAGACCCAAUGGAAUUAAUGAAGACUAAAUUUUCACGAAACAAAGCGGAGUCAGUUGUUGGUAUGGGUUUCCAAUGAACUAUUGUGUAAAUAGAGUAAUAAAAUGCUUUUAUGACAGUGACGUUGUCUUAACUUUUUGCAGACCACUUGUUUGUGGGUCAGCGAGACAGCACUAUGAAGAUGAAAGUAGAGGGUGAAGUAGUCGUGAAAGAAACUCCGGGAGCCAAUGUAAAGAUGUUGUGAGACCUCGAGGAUACUUUAACAACGGCUUCGGCUUCUUAUUGUCCAGUAACUCU
Molecule: messenger RNA, 1669 nt
Organism: Yamadazyma tenuis ATCC 10573
Lineage: Eukaryota; Fungi; Ascomycota; Pichiomycetes; Serinales; Debaryomycetaceae
Gene: BNA2
Product: dioxygenase
Biological process (GO): 'de novo' NAD+ biosynthetic process from L-tryptophan
Cellular component (GO): cytoplasm
Molecular function (GO): indoleamine 2,3-dioxygenase activity; metal ion binding; heme binding
Source: RefSeq, a predicted model, not a curated record